Budorcas taxicolor (takin) is the source of this 486-nucleotide messenger RNA. RefSeq names its product chromosome 14 C8orf89 homolog (gene C14H8orf89). Bases 1 to 486 code for a protein of 161 amino acids. The transcript is spliced from 4 exons. NCBI's taxonomy places the organism in Eukaryota, Metazoa, Chordata, Mammalia, Artiodactyla, Bovidae. The record is from RefSeq and is a predicted model, not a curated record.
AUGCCAGUGCUGUCUCCUGAAAUCAAAUUUGAGCCUCCUAAUGUCACCAGAAAUACCCUUGAUGGUUGUUUUCUUUUUGAGAGUAGUUGGAGGAAAGCAGUGUUAGAAACACAAAAGAUGAGGAAAGAAUACACUGCAGCAUUUGGUCUAGAAGAAUUCAAAGAAUGUGUCAAAAUGCCAUAUUUACCAGGAUUGCAAAAUUGCCAAAAGAGCGUAAGUUCCACUCCACUAGAGUUUCAUAGAAGACUCCUGCAUGCUGAUACUGAGGUGCCUCCUGUCAGGUUAAAGAAGACUAAGCCCGCAUGCACUGUGACACCACUUCAGGAGAAAUCAAAAGGUUCUGGCUUCAGCGAUCCUCUUGCUGGAGCACCAUCUCAGUACUUACAGAGACUUUCCAACAUGGCCAUUUUGGAGUAUGACACCAUUCGUCAAGAAACAAGCAAAAAAUUUAAAAAGAGCAAGAAACGAGAGCUUCGAGACUGCUGA